This is a messenger RNA of Rhododendron vialii, 1295 nucleotides long. Its product is annotated as 1-aminocyclopropane-1-carboxylate oxidase 1. Bases 130 to 1089 code for a protein of 319 amino acids. The record is from RefSeq and is a predicted model, not a curated record. The transcript is spliced from 4 exons. Lineage: Eukaryota; Viridiplantae; Streptophyta; Magnoliopsida; Ericales; Ericaceae.
UAUUUUUCCCUUCACCACUUCAUCAAACCCCUAUAAAUUGCACUAGAAACUCAUUCAUUCUCACUCACAGGUGGGAGAACAAAACACAACAGCAUACAGUGAGAGAUACAGACAUAUAUACAGAGAAUAAUGGAGUACUUCCCAGUGAUCAACAUGGAGAAACUAAACGGUGAAGAAAGGGGAGCCACAAUGGAGCUCAUCAAAGAUGCUUGUGAGAACUGGGGAUUCUUUGAGUUGAUGAACCAUGGAAUUCCACAUGAGUUUAUGGACACUGUGGAGAGGCUGACAAAGGAGCACUACAAGAAGUGCAUGGAAGAGAGGUUCAAGGACCUGAUGGCAACCAAGGCUCUAGAGGGUGUCCAAGCAGAGGUCACUGACAUGGACUGGGAGAGCACCUUCUACUUGCGCCACCUCCCUCAGUCCAACAUAUCGGAAGUACCCGACCUUGAAGAUGAAUAUAGGGAGGUGAUGAAGGAAUUUGCAAAAAGAUUGGAGAAACUGGCAGAGGAGCUCCUAGACUUGCUAUGUGAGAAUCUGGGACUAGAGAAAGGCUACCUAAAGCAGGCUUUCAAUGGAGCAAAGGGUCCUAACUUUGGAACCAAGGUCAGCAACUACCCACCAUGUCCCAAGCCAGAUUUGAUCAAGGGGCUCCGAGCCCACACUGAUGCCGGCGGCAUCAUCUUGCUCUUCCAAGAUGACAAGGUCAGCGGCCUCCAACUCCUCAAGGACGGCCAGUGGAUCGACGUUCCUCCGAUGCGCCAUUCAAUUGUCAUCAACCUUGGUGACCAACUUGAGGUGAUCACCAAUGGGAAAUACAAGAGUAUACUCCACCGAGUCAUCGCCCAAACGGAUGGAAAUCGGAUGUCAAUAGCAUCAUUUUACAACCCAGGGAGUGAUGCUGUGAUCUAUCCUGCACCAGCACUGGUGGAGAAACAAGCAGAGGAAGGAAAGGAAACAUACCCAAAAUUCGUGUUCGACGACUACAUGAAACUGUAUGCAGGGCUGAAGUUCCAGGCCAAGGAGCCAAGAUUUGAAGCCAUGAAAGCCAUUGAAACUAAUGUCACUAUGGGUCCCAUUGCAACAGCUUAAAUUAGAGUCAAUGUAAAGAGAGAACAGGACUUAAGAUGUUGGUUUUAUUGGGGUGUGACUAAUCUUGGAGUAUAAAGCAAGUUGUUGGGUCCUUGUGGGUUACUGUAUGGAGUGAUUAGUACUUGUAAGAUGUGAAAAGUUUAAUACUACUAGUGUAUAACAACCUUAUGUUAUGAAUAAAGAGUUUAAUGUCCUUUCCUAGUUUA